Molecule: messenger RNA, 1092 nt
Organism: Westerdykella ornata
Lineage: Eukaryota; Fungi; Ascomycota; Dothideomycetes; Pleosporales; Sporormiaceae
Exons: 2
Coding region: 1-1092 (363 amino acids)
Source: RefSeq, a predicted model, not a curated record
AUGAAGCUCACUGGUUUUGAGCAGCUCAGCAAGAAGGCUCAAGCGGCGGAGAUAAAGAGGAUCAGCAAGGAAAAGAGAAUAUCCGUCCCAUGCUCGGGUACGAAAGCCGAACUGAAACAGAAGUACAAGGAACUGCUCGAGAAAUAUGAGGAGCUCAAGGACGAAGAACCAAUUGUUGCCACCAGUGAGACCACAACCCUGUCCGAAUCAUGGACCCGCAUAUCCACUCGGAAAGGACAUCCCGUAUCCACGAUUGCGUCUAAAUGCUUAGAAGUUUUGGGGUGCCGCAUCUACCACCCAGUCGCAGAUGAGCCCGAAGACACAGAGGUGGAGGACGCUCGAACUGCUCACUUACAACCCAUCCUGACCGCUAUCACACGAAUAUGCAAAUUCAUCGAGUGCAUGCCUCCCACCUCCGACGCUGCGCUAAACUUGACGGUAUUGCGAAACGAAGUCACUGUGAACAUCAACGAAGGCCAACUGGAGACAGGGGACGCGCCAUUGAGCGGCUUGGACGAACUACUUAAAGCCAUGGAUUUCACAGGGGAGGGAGCAGAGCGGGUUCCUGGGCAAACGGAGGAGACGGUUCCCUCAGACGUACCUCUUCUGAAGUCUGAUAUGGAUACAAUCAGAUGCUGUUUGAAUGAGCGGCUCAUGAACUGGGUCUCGUCCUUCCCAGCAGCGAGCGUGGAAGAAGCACAAUGGCCGAAAGACUUUUCGGAGAAGGAAAAGGAUGCAAUCCGUGCCUACUGUAGGGAGAAGAUGGAUGAGUAUCCGGGGCCGUGGGAUGCAUGGGACGCUGCACAACCAGAGGCGGAACUACUCGCCUUCAUCAAAGCGAUCAUGGGGGAUGAGGGAUUUCCAGCGGCUGCAGAGCGGACGAGAAGCGUACUUACCCUCCGAAACAUUAUAUCAAAUCUGCGGCAAGAGUUCAAGUCACAGAGUGUCAAGCAAUUGGCGGGCAAGAAAAGGGCGGGCAAGGCACAAGGUAAGAAGGGUAAGAAAAGGAAGAGUGAUGAGGGGGUGGUUGGGAGCUCUGGCGGAGAAAGCGAGGCAGAAUAUGUUCUGGAAGACGAAAGCGAUGAGGAGUAG